Schistocerca cancellata (South American locust) is the source of this 540-nucleotide messenger RNA. RefSeq lists its product as uncharacterized. The record is from RefSeq and is a predicted model, not a curated record. The transcript has a single exon. NCBI's taxonomy places the organism in Eukaryota, Metazoa, Arthropoda, Insecta, Orthoptera, Acrididae. Bases 1 to 540 code for a protein of 179 amino acids.
AUGGGAAAAACGCAGAGAUGGGAAAAACGCAGAGAUGGGAAAAACGCAGAGAUGGGAAAAACGCAGAGAUGGGAAAAACGCAGAGAUGGGAAAAACGCAGAGAUGGGAAAAACGCAAAGGCGGGAAAAUGCAGAGAUGGGAAAACCGCAGAGAUGGGAAAAACGCAAAGAUGGGAAAAACGCAAAGAUGGGAAAGACGCAAAGGUGGGAAAAACGCAAAGAUGGGAAAAACGCAAAGAUGGGAAAAACGCAAAGAUGGGAAAAACGCAAAGAUGGGAAAAACGCAAAGAUGGGAAAAACGCAAAGAUGGGAAAAACGCAAAGAUGGGAAAAACGCAAAGAUGGGAAAAACGCAAAGAUGGGAAAAACGCAAAGAUGGGAAAAACGCAAAGAUGGGAAAAACGCAGAGAUGGGAAAAACGCAGAGAUGGGAAAAACGCAGAGAUGGGAAAAACGCAGAGAUGGGAAAAACGCAAAGAUGGGAAAAGAUGGGAAAAACGUAAAGAUGGUAAAAACGCAGAGAUGGGAAAAUCGCAAAUAUAG